Phymastichus coffea is the source of this 439-nucleotide messenger RNA. RefSeq lists its product as uncharacterized. The transcript has 2 exons. The record is from RefSeq and is a predicted model, not a curated record. Lineage: Eukaryota; Metazoa; Arthropoda; Insecta; Hymenoptera; Eulophidae. The coding region runs from base 39 to 428 and encodes 129 amino acids.
CCGAUUGUUUCUGCAACUUCGCUAUAAGGCAAUUUUUCAUGAAAACCUGCCUGUCGUCUGUUUUGAAGCGGGACAUGAGAUACACUAUGAUAUUGUUGGCCCUGAUGCACAUGAUUUUAAUAAGUGUAUGCGACGCAGGAAAACAGCGUAUCGUUAUCAUCGGUGGCCCCGUCCCGGGAGAUCACCUGUUGCAACGAGAAGUCAUCAAACGGGACUGGUGCUGGUUUUGCAGAGCCAGAAGGGUGACUCUCUUAGGUGAUGGCUUCUCUAAAAUCACCAUGAUCAAAGUGUCCAACCAAGCGCAACGCAACAACAGAGCUGACGCUUUACUGAAAGGUGGUGGACUUGGUCGGACUUGGGUCACCUUCGCAUUCAAGAGUCACAUAAAUAAUCCCAUCCACUUUAUUGUCGAGACUUACGGAAAGUAAUAAAUUCAUUA